Messenger RNA from Prorocentrum cordatum, 591 nucleotides. Lineage: Eukaryota; Dinophyceae; Prorocentrales; Prorocentraceae. The record is from the annotation of a GenBank genome assembly.
CAUCAGAGGCAGCGGGCGCAGCAGGGGGCAGCACAUCCCCUGGCCCAGCUUUUCGACAAGGCGGACAACUUCUACGGCCUGCAGAGACGGGACUUCGCGCAGCUCCAGAAUCAGCAGAUGUCCAUCGGGAUGGUCCAAACACUGGAGCCAGCCGCGAUGCGAGCGACUCUCAGGAACAUGCAGGGCAUAGCGGCGCUCGAGAGCACGGCGUUCAUGAACGCGCACAUUCAGGCGGACCACGCUGCCAGCCAGGCGAUGCAGUUGACAGGCAAGUAUUUCGUCCAGGAGGCCACCCGCCUGCGCCGCGACCACACAUGGGAUAUUCGAGCAGGCAACCCAGUGGAGGCACCGGAAAAGCUGGGGGCCUAUGUGGAUCGGGCGCAGGGAGACCCGACGCUCGCGAGUGCCUCGCUCGCCCAGCAAGUCAAGCACCGCCGAGUGUUCUAUACCUGCGACAAGAGUGCGACGAAGAUAUUCAUCGAAGCCAGAGAUACGGAGACCCAGACGGAGGUGCUGGCCGCGCUCGUCCAGCUGGGAGCGAAAAUCAUGAAGGGGACGCCGCCGAAGUCGCAUCAGGAGAGGCCCCCUGCA